Messenger RNA from Arachis ipaensis, 1911 nucleotides. Its product is annotated as pectinesterase-like. Gene Ontology annotation, molecular function: enzyme inhibitor activity; pectinesterase activity. NCBI's taxonomy places the organism in Eukaryota, Viridiplantae, Streptophyta, Magnoliopsida, Fabales, Fabaceae. Gene Ontology annotation, biological process: cell wall modification. The record is from RefSeq and is a predicted model, not a curated record.
UAUCAUCUUUAAUUAGCUUAUGAAUCCAAAUUCAAUAGUAAUGGCUUUGAAAAACUUGUCCAUUAUUAUUUUGCUCUUUGUUAAUUCCCUUAUUGUCCUUUCCAUCUUCCCUACAUUAUCCAUAGCUGCUAACCAGAAAUCAGUUCCCAUAGUUUCCCCACAAACCAUAUGCAAGUCCACUCUAUACCCUUCUUACUGCGAAAACGUGUUUGCUAAUCAAAAUGGCACCGUUUUCGACUAUGGCCGCAUUUCCAUUCGAAAAUCCCUAUCCCAGUCCCGCAAGUUCUUGAACUCACUUGAUUCAUAUCUUGAAAAGAAAUCUUCUUUAUCUCAACCCACAAUUAGCACUCUCCAAGAUUGUAAGUUUCUCACUGAGUUAAGCUUUGAAUACUUAUCAAACGCCCUUGACACCGUUGAAAAAGCCAGCGAUGUUCUUCCAACAUCACAAGCCGAUGAUGCACACACCGUCCUCAGUGCUGUCUUGACUAAUCAACAAACUUGUUUAGAUGAAGUUAUAAGUCUAACCACUGCUUCUGAUCAGAGAGUUAAGGAUGAUAUCUCGUCCUCACUCUCUGAUUAUUUGAAGCUUCUCAGUGUCUCCCUUGCCCUCUACAAGGAGGGGUGGGUUCCUGAGAAGAAAAUCUCAACCUUGUUAGAACACAAAGGAAGACACUUGGAGUUUCGUAACGGCCAUUUACCAUUGAAGAUGUCGAGUAGAGUACGCGAAAUUUACGAUUCUGCCAUUGGACGACACGGUAGAAAACUGCUGAGCGUGGACGACAGUGAAAAUUACGUUCUGGUGAGUGACAUUGUGGUUGUUAGCCAGGAUGGAAGUGGAAACUUCACGACCAUCAACGACGCCAUUGGCGCAGCACCGAAUAACACCGAUGGUAGCAAUGGCUACUUCCUCAUCUUCAUCACUGAGGGUGUGUAUCAAGAGUAUGUUUCUAUAGCCAAAAACAAGAAGUACUUGAUGAUACUUGGAGAAGGAAUCAACCGAACAAUUAUCACAGGUGAUCACAAUGUCGUGGACGGUUCUACAACAUUCAACUCAGCAACAUUUGCUGUAGUGGCACAAGGGUUUGUAGCAGUCAACGUAACAUUUCGCAACACUGCGGGGCCAAGCAAGCACCAGGCAGUUGCAGUUAGAAAUGGAGCAGAUUUGUCCACUUUCUAUAGCUGCAGCUUUGAAGCCUAUCAAGACACGUUGUACACACAUUCUCUAAGGCAAUUCUACCGCGAAUGCGAUAUUUAUGGCACAGUUGACUUCAUAUUUGGAAACGCUGCAGUGGUUUUCCAAAGCUGCAACUUGUAUCCCCGUCUUCCCAUGAGUGGACAAUUCAAUGCCAUCACUGCUCAAGGUCGAACCGAUCCAAACCAAAACACAGGCACUUCCAUACACAAUUCCACCAUAACAGCUGCCGGUGAUUUGGCCGCGGUGGUUGGAAGCGUGAAAACGUACCUUGGGAGGCCAUGGAAGGAGUAUUCGACCACGGUUUAUACGUUAUGUUUGAUGGAUAGUUUGAUUGAUCCUUCUGGUUGGAGUAUAUGGAGUGGAGACUUUGCAUUGAGCACUUUGUAUUAUGCGGAGUAUAAUAACGGUGGAGGUGGUUCAAACACCACAAAUAGAGUGACGUGGCCUGGUUAUCACGUUUUAAACAACGCUGCUGAUGCAACUAAUUGGACCGUCUCUAACUUCUUGGGUGGGGAUAGUUGGCUGCCUCAAACUGGUGUCCCUUACUUGAGUGGAUUGUUCUAGUUACAACAUAAUUAUAUUCGGUUACUACACAUUUAUAUCAUCAGGGGAAAAAAAAGUUAACUAUUCUCUUAAAAGUUCUUGUGUUGCAUAUGCUAGGUUGCGAAAAUCGAAUUGGUCAAUAAAUCGAUAAAAUGAUUAAUUUAACGAUUCAA